Molecule: messenger RNA, 3991 nt
Organism: Sciurus carolinensis (gray squirrel)
Lineage: Eukaryota; Metazoa; Chordata; Mammalia; Rodentia; Sciuridae
Gene: Wwc1
Product: WW and C2 domain containing 1
Exons: 23
Coding region: 456-3797 (1113 amino acids)
Biological process (GO): negative regulation of organ growth; regulation of hippo signaling; regulation of DNA-templated transcription
Cellular component (GO): cytoplasm
Molecular function (GO): kinase binding; molecular adaptor activity
Source: RefSeq, a predicted model, not a curated record
CAGUUACCUGCACCGCCCGAGCCGCACCUGGCGGAGGCAGAGUCGCAAAGCGGGCGAGUUCGCAACGGCCGAGCGGAGAGGAGGAACGGCGCCCGGCUGGGGAGGCGGCGGGCGGCGAGCAGGGCGCCGGAGGCGGUGGAGGGCAGGCGGCAGCCGCGCUCGGCCCGCUCCGCUCCGCCUGGGCGGCUGGGCGCACCCGGCCCGCACCGCGCUGCUGCGGGCGCACAUGGCAGCGUGAGAGGCGGGCGGCGGGAGGAGCGGGCGGCGCCGGGGCCGCAGGGCCGCAUGGACAGCGGCGCCACCCCGGCCGGCCCCCGUUAGGGUCCCCAGUCCGCGGGCGCCACCCCCCGAUCAUGGUGCCUCGGCGGCCGCCUGGACUAGGGACGGCCGGCCGGAGCCGCUGAGCCCGCGGCGGCCGCGAGCUGCAUGGGGGAGCUCGGGCCGCGCUCGGGAAGAUGCCCCGGCCGGAGUUGCCCCUGCCGGAGGGCUGGGAGGAGGCCCGCGACUUCGACGGCAAGGUCUACUACAUAGACCACACGAACCGCACCACCAGCUGGAUCGACCCGCGGGACAGGUACACCAAACCGCUCACCUUUGCCGACUGCAUUAGUGAUGAGCUGCCACUAGGAUGGGAAGAGGCGUAUGACCCCCAGGUUGGAGAUUACUUCAUAGACCACAACACCAAAACCACUCAGAUUGAGGAUCCCCGGGUGCAAUGGCGGCGGGAGCAGGAGCACAUGCUGAAGGAUUACCUGGUGGUGGCCCAGGAGGCUCUGAGUGCACAGAAGGAGAUCUACCAGGUGAAGCAGCAGCGCCUGGAGCUCGCGCAGCAGGAGUAUCAGCAGCUGCAUGCCGUCUGGGAGCACAAGCUGGGCUCCCAGGUCAGCUUGGUCUCCGGCUCAUCAUCCAGCUCUAAGUAUGACCCUGAGAUCCUGAAAGCAGAGAUUGCCACUGCAAAAUCCCGGGUCAACAAGCUGAAGAGAGAGAUGGUUCACCUGCAGCACGAGCUACAGUUUAAAGAGCGUGGCUUUCAGACUCUGAAGAAAAUCGAUAAGAAAAUGUCUGAUGCUCAGGGCAGCUACAAACUGGAUGAAGCUCAGGCUGUCUUGAGAGAAACCAAAGCCAUCAAGAAGGCCAUCACCUGUGGGGAAAAGGAAAAGCAAGAUCUCCUUAAGAGCCUCACCAUGCUCAAGGACGGCUUUUGCACUGACAGAGGGUCUCACUCCGACCUGUGGUCCAGCAGCAGCUCUCUGGAGAGCUCAGGUUUCCCGCUGCCGAAGCAGUACCUGGACGUGAGCUCCCAGACGGACAUCUCAGGAAGCUUCGGCACCAGCGGCAACAAUCAAUUGGCAGAGAAGGUCAGACUGCGUCUUCGAUAUGAAGAGGCUAAGAGAAGGAUCGCCAACCUGAAGAUCCAGCUGGCCAAGCUCGACAGUGAGGCCUGGCCAGGGGUGCUAGACUCAGAGAGGGACCGGCUGAUCCUCAUCAAUGAGAAGGAGGAGCUUCUGAAGGAGAUGCGCUUCAUCAGCCCCCGGAAGUGGAGCCAGGGGGAGGUGGAACAGUUGGAGAUGGCUCGGAAGCGUCUGGAGAAGGACCUGCAGGCAGCCCGGGACACACAGAGCAAGGCACUGACAGAGAGGUUAAAGUUAAACAGCAAGAGGAACCAGCUGGUCAGAGAACUGGAGGAGGCCACCAGGCAGGUAGCAGCCCUGCACUCGCAGCUGAAGAGCCUCUCAAGCAGCAUGCAGUCCCUGUCCUCGGGCAGCAGCCCUGGGUCCCUCACGUCCAGCCGGGGCUCGCUGGCCGCCUGCAGCCUGGACUCCUCCACCUCGGCCAGCUUCACCGACCUCUACUAUGACCCCUUCGAGCAGCUAGACUCCGAGCUGCAGAGCAAGGUGGAGCUUCUGCUCCUGGAAGGCGCCACGGGCUUCCGGCCCUCAGGUUGCAUCACCACUAUCCACGAGGACGAGGUGGCCAAGACCCAGAAGGCGGAGGGAGGUGGCCGCCUGCAGGCCCUGCGCUCCCUGUCUGGCACCCCGAAGUCAAUGACCUCGCUGUCCCCACGCUCCUCGCUCUCCUCCCCGUCCCCGCCCUGCUCCCCUCUCAUUGCCGACCCCCUACUGACUGGAGAUGCCUUUCUGAGCCCCCUGGAGUUUGAAGACCCAGAGCUAAGUGCCACUCUCUGUGAGCUGAGCCUCGGGAGCAGCACCCGGGAAAGAUACCGGCUGGAAGAACCAGGAGCGGACGGCAAGCCUCUGGGCCAAGCUGUGAAUGCAACCCAAGGGUGCGGCCUGAAAGUGGCCUGUGUCUCGGCCGCAGUGUCGGACGAGUCAGUGGCCGGGGACAGUGGUGUGUACGAAGCUUCUGUGCAGAGACUGGGUGCUUCAGAAGCCACGGCUGCAUUUGACAGUGAUGAAUCAGAAGCAGCAGGUGCCACUAGAGUUCAGAUUGCCCUGAAGUACGAUGAGAAGAAUAAACAAUUUGCAAUAUUAAUCAUCCAGCUGAGUAACCUUUCUGCUCUGUCCUUGCUGCAAGACCAGAAAGUGAACAUCCGUGUGGCUAUCCUCCCUUGCUCCGAAAGCACCACCUGCCUGUUCAGGACCCGGCCCCUGGACGCCUCGGACUCCCUCUUGUUCAAUGAGGUGUUCUGGGUGUCCGCAUCCUACCAAGCCCUUCACCAGAAGACCUUACGAGUCGAUGUCUGCACCACCGACAGGACCCACGUGGAAGAGUGCCUGGGAGGCGCCCAGAUCAGCCUGGCUGAGGUCUGCCGCUCCGGGGAAAGGUCGACGCGCUGGUACAACCUCUUGAGCUACAAAUACUUGAAGCAACAGAGCAGUGGGCCCAAGCCAGCCGGAGCCGCGGGCCCCAGCCCAGGGCCUGAAUGCACGGACGCUGUGUCUGCCCUGCUGGAACAGACAGCGGUGGAGCUAGAGAAGAGGCAGGAGGGAAGGAGCAGCUCACAGGCACUGGAAGACAGCUGGAGGUACGAGGAGGAGACCUUCGAGAACGAGGCAGUGGCUGAGGAGGAGGAGGAUCAGGAGGGGGAGGAAGAGGAGGCAGAAGAGGAUGUCUUCUCUGAGAAAGCCUCCCCAGAUGGGCACCCGGCAUUAAAGGUGGACAAAGAGACCAACACGGACACGGUGGCCCCGUCCCCCACAGUGGUGCGGCCCAAGGACCGGCGUGUGGGCACCCCAUCCCCAGGGCCAUUUCUUCGGGGGAGUACCAUCAUCCGCUCCAAGACCUUCUCCCCGGGGCCCCAGAGCCAGUACGUGUGCCGGCUGAAUCGGAGUGACAGUGACAGCUCCACUCUCUCCAAAAAGCCACCUUUUGUUCGAAACUCCCUGGAGCGGCGCAGUGUCAGGAUGAAGCGGCCUUCCUCGGUGAAAUCCCUGCGCACGGAGCGUCUGAUCCGCACCUCGCUGGACCUUGAGCUGGACCUGCAGGCCACGCGGACCUGGCACAGCCAGCUGACUCAGGAGAUUUCGGUGCUGCGGGAGCUCAAGGAGCAGCUGGAGCAAGCCAAGAGCCACGGGGAGAAGGAGCUGCCGCAGUGGUUGCGGGAGGACGAGCGCUUCCGCCUGCUGCUGAGGAUGCUGGAGAAGAGGAUGGACCGAGCAGAGCACAAGGGUGAGCUACAGACAGACAAGAUGAUGAGGGCGGCCGCCAAGGACGUGCAAAGGCUGCGCGGCCAGAGCUGUAAGGAGCCUCCAGAAGUGCAGUCGUUCAGGGAGAAGAUGGCGUUUUUCACCCGGCCCCGGAUGAAUAUCCCAGCACUCUCUGCAGAUGACGUCUAAUCGCCAGAAAAGUAUUCCCUUUGUCCCUCUGACCACGCUGUGAAUGUCGACUGUGGCUAAAGUUAUUUAUGUGGUGUUAUAUGAAGGUACUGAGUCACAAGUCCUCUAGCUCUUGUUGGUUUGAAGAUGAACCAAUUUUUUAGUUUGGGUUCUAUUGUUAUUAUUAAAAAAAAAAAAAAUACAAAAAAAAAAAA